Messenger RNA from Paramecium sonneborni, 484 nucleotides. Lineage: Eukaryota; Ciliophora; Oligohymenophorea; Peniculida; Parameciidae. The record is from the annotation of a GenBank genome assembly.
AUUAAAUUUAAUGUAAUAAGAGGAGGAAGAAUAAUAAUAAUAAUAAUAAUAACCUUAGGAUUAAGAUGAUGAUUUAAUGAUUCCACUUAAUGUGUAAUCUAGACUUGCUGAAUUUACUGAUAGAUAUUUUGUAAAAUCUUUUUCAGAGCAUCAAUAUGUGUUUUAGCAUUCAAAUCGUCUAUAUUUGAGUGGAAUCAAUAAGAAUCAUCCUAUAGUGUAGAGUGAAAGUAAUAUUAAGGAGAUUGAGUUUCUAUAGAAGGAAUAGUAAGUGAAGGGAAAAAAGAAGAAGGGAGGUUUGAAGGUUAAAAGUGAUACAAAGAUGUUGAAGGUGCAUUUAGAGAAUGGAGAGACUUAUGAGAUUGUAGCUGGACAUGAUGGAUACAUUAUAGAGAUGAAUGAAAACUUAUAAAGAAAUAAAUAAUAUUUAAAAUAAUAUCCAGAAUCAAAAGGCUUUGUGUGUAUUAUAUAAGGUUGUCGUAAAUGA